AUCUGUUAAGCUCUUUCUUAUUCAGUUUUUGCAGUUUAUAUAUCUUCGUAACCGUAACCCGUACAUCUACCACUCACCUAAGGAAACAUCUAUACUUUCCCCAAGCAGGUUAUUGCUCUCAGUUUUCUAGAAAUUUUUGGAUUUUUGCAACAUUGUUUAUUAUUCUUAUAUAUUUUUUUCAUGGAAUGUGUAAUAAGCUUCAUGACGCGUAAAUUGACAAACAUUCUCUAAAAUGUCAUGCACUUUGAACUUAUGGACUCAUGACUCCUCAUUGUCUUCUCAUAUUGCUAUUAUAAAUUAUGAUUUGGUAGCUGGAGCUAAAUUAGGAGACGUUUUCGAAGUAAAUCUCGUUCAUUUAAAAGAAUCUGGCAGCGAACAUGACGACUUGAGCCAACUAUCGAGAGUAAGAACCAAUCGUACACAGGAACCCAUCUAUCUUAUGCCGUUUCCUUUGUUAGGAGAACUAAAGAAAAAGCACCCAAACUUGCAGCUUUCUGUUAAGCAUGAACUCAGCACACUCUUAGGGAGCCAUAGUCGUGAACCUGUUUCUGUUAAGCUAUGUCGCGACAAAGCAGCGAUUGAAGCAGACCAUGUCGUGAUAUUUUUUCGUGAUCAAUUCAUCUCCAGAAGUGAUAUGUGGCGUCUGUCAAGGAAGCUCUGCGACACGUGUGUUUACCAAAAGCAACGUGUCUACUUUUUAGGGAACGCCGCAGGCGAAAUAGGCUUUAUCUGGAAAAAUGGUAAAAAAUGUAAAUCUGCAUAUUUUUCAGAAAACACAAGGCCCAUCUUUCGUUCUGAAAGCGCUAAAUUUCUCAUCUUUAUCCAAAUGAGUGAAGAAAUGUGGCAUUUUGAAGAAGAUGGUGAACUGAAUUAUAAUAAAGCCAUAGAUGGAUUCUUACCUGAUUUGUUUUCUUUAUGGAGGGAUUUGGGUGCGCAUCAUUUAAUAUCUAUUAUUUUGUUUACUCGUGUUGAAUAUGGAAAUUAUGGUUCAAUGUGUAUCUGGAGCCCAGACAAUAAUGGUAUGAACCCAAGCGUAAAACAGCCAACUCAAAAUUCAAUGAAUGAAUCUGAAGAAGGUGGUCCAUACAAAGAUUUCUUUAAAGUUGUUGUUGAUAAUGUUUCCAGUCGAGACUGGCAACCUACUCUUGCUAAUCUCAAAGUUGAGCUAGCAAAGUUCAAGGAAAAUGUUUUAGUUCAAAAAACUGUAAAUGAGUUCGGUAAAGAGGUCGACUAUGUCUGUGGUAGAAUGACUGCCUCCCAAGAAGGCAACUUUCUAGAGGUCAUAAACAUGGCCGUUUUUCAAUUCCAAUCUGACUACAUCGAUCGAGAUUUAUCGAGAACUGGUACUAGCAUAAUUAUUGUCACACCCGGAAGCGGUUUAUAUGAAGUUGACGAGAAGAUGCUGCAUCUAACAUCUAAGAGCCUUUUGAAUACAGUCGUCGGCAUGGAUAUUGUCUCUCUAGGUAAAGUUCCUCUAUUCCUUACUCCCAUGCUUCGCUAUAAAAAUCCUACCAAAAAUUCCAAAAAGUCUCAGCUACUACCAAAAUUCUCUGAAUCCUUGCCAACCUCUAACGGUGGCAUCCCAGAAUCAUUUACCUCUUCCAUUUCUAAUUAUUCAGUUGGUUCCUUUCUGAAGAAUAUUCGAACCGGUAGUGACUGGUUGUAUACAUUUCCUAUCGGCUGUAACAUUAGCUUUUACAGUACUACAGAAAUGCGUUCAUUGCGCUCUCCUUGGGAGAAUCUUAUGCGUGAGCACAAGUUUGAACCCACCGCUAAAAUGCAUGAACUACAGAUGAUGGGUGUUUUAGAAGCUGAGAGUGCCAAAAUUUCGAUCCCACUGCUUCAAUCAGAUCCUUCCCUAGGAGGUGGUGAUGUAUUUAAAGAAGCUGCUCAAGAAGAGUAUGAUGCUAAACAAUUUGUUAGCAAUUAUCUUCCUCGGCCAUCAGAGACAUUUCGCCAGCCUCUAUAUCGUAAUGCUUCUUUCAGCCCAGAAAAAGAAUUCAUACAAGACGCUAAACUUCCUAACUUGUCUUCUGUUUCAAGCCGCGACCUGCUACGAAAUCCAAGUGAUAAAGACAUCGAUUUCAAACCUCGUCGUAAAGAUGCAUUCCGAACAAAUACAAUGUCAAGUUUAAGUGAAAAGAUAAGGGAAUCAUCAAAGAAAAAUUUCAAUGUUGCUUUGCCACGCGUUCCAUCGCAGGUGAAAGUACCUUCUGCUAGGUCAAGCUCCUCAAACUUAAAAGGCUUCCUUGUGCAACCAGCGACAGCAACUACGUCCAUAAAUCCGUUGGGUACAAAAGAAGCUAUAUCAAAACCAUAUCCGGUCGUGCUCCCUUCAAUGGAAUCUACAGCUAAAAUAAACCAACUUAUGGUUACACCCAUUACUAGACCAUCUAGCCACCUCAAGCCUAAUAAUUUAGAGGUAACUAAUUUAUCACCGACGAAGGGUUCGUCAUCUGAAAAGCCUUACCAAACUCCUUGGAAGAUUAUAGAUAACCCAUUUAAACUAAAACAAACCACAGCGGAUAACGAUCCUGUGUCUCUUAGAUGGGAGCAUUUAUAUAUGAAUAAACAGGAUGUUCGAAGGUUUAAUUGGCUAUCUAUGUGUACGCCUGGUGCUCUUCCGCUCACUUUUAGUUAUUUCCCUUCACUGGAGGAAUUAAACGAUAAUUUUGAAGAAUACACCUAUACAGUUGGAAUUGAUCCUGAAAUAACUGAAAUGAAUCAGCAAGAUCUUCUUACUGAAAUGAUCUGUCAAAGGUUAUCUCGAGGAUAUCAGAUUGUCGUGAAUCCUGUUACGUUUAUUUACUUGAAUGAGCCUUCGACUUCGAUAGUUAAAGAAUAUUCUCAAGACUUUAAUAAGUAUGUGUCAACCCCUAAUGAAGUUCGGAGUAAUACUGUUUAUCUUGCCUUGGGAGAUAGUCAAUUUCAUUGCCUUUCUUGUGAUUCUGUUGGAUACAAUAUUGAAGUUAAGCGAUAUGUAAAAAAGGUUUCAGGGUAUGGCAAAAUGAAAUAUGACUAUUAUAUUUGGUCUAAGAAUACGAAUGAUUACGUCCCUUCUAGUAUAACUUUUAAUGCUAAUGACACUGCAAAUUACAACUGGAAUUAUGUUGAUCAACUAAUUAGUGGUUUUGAAACUUACUUACCCGAUUCAGUCAAGUAUUGGAGAGCAAGAUUUGUAUUGAUUCCUACAGGCAACUUUUCUCCGAAUAUUAUACAAAAGUAUCAAGCAUUGGAUCAGGAUAGUUAUACUGAAGAAGAACUGAGAGUCGAGGGCGUGUGCAAAUUAUGUGAAAUUUUACGUCGAGGAGAAUUUGAUCCUUUGAAUGAGAACUCAAAGAAAACUCCGCAGAUUACUUCUACGAAUUCUCUUGGAAUUAAGUUUACCACCUUAUCUCUAAAAGAUUAUAUCAAUUCCGAAUUGGAAGCUAUUACUAAUGACUCUAAUCGCAAUGAAAAAUCGUUAUUUAUGCCGAAUAAACGCUUAAGUAUCGAAUUAGACAAUUAUACAUUAGCUAAGGAAAUGCAGGGACAAAAUGGCCCGAAGAUAGAUGAUAUUACUUGGCAUUAUCGCGUUUAUGAAAACUGUUUUCUAGGUAGUGAAUUUGUCUCAUGGAUAGUAAAUACGUUUACUGAGAUUAAUACCAGAGAAGAAGCCCUAAGUUUCGGAAACAGUUUACUAGAGAGUGGUUUAAUUGAGCAUAUCAGAAAGAAACAUCCAUUACUUGAUGGGCACUACAUUUACAGAUUAUCUUCUGAAUUUAAUACGAAGCCCAUGUCUACUCGCCCUUACAGGAGUUGGUUUAAUCGAAAGAAAGAAAAUAGUACUAAAGAAAUAGAAAAUCAAAAAUCUUUGAAGGAAGGACCUUUGAGAAUUGAACUCUCGAGGCGUAUUUUAUUUGAUGCCGACCCCGAACGGAAGCAUGGGCGCUCAGAGAUGGUCACUUUACAUUAUGAUCUGCUCCAUAAUCCUAGUACUUGUUUUCAUCUUAGAAUCGAAUGGCUCUUGGCAACUGCAAGUGUGAUAGAAAAUAUGCUACAAUCCUGGUCAAGGAUUCUUGAACGUUAUGGUUUGGCUUUGGUCGAAGCGCCUAUUCAUGAAGUUUCGGCUGUUGCUGAACUGAAUCCUUUCAAUCAGGUGUCUGUCAUCAAACUUGCAGUCGAACCGCCUUCACUUCCAGAACAUUUAUCUUAUGCUGCCGACAAUAGUCAUCCAAAAAAGUGGUGGUGCAUUCAAAUUUUAAAGUACUUUGAAUUUAUCCUUGAUAGUGAGGGAAGUGACGUUUUUCCACAGAUGGUGACAGCAGUUUAUUCAUGGGGAAAACCAGGCUUCAGGUACGUUCAAUACAUUCAUAAGACAGGAAGUGUGCUUGUACAAAUUGACGAUGAUCUUCAGUUUUUAUGGCUACCUAAUUUACUACAUAAUUCAAAGGUAGGUAAAACAAGCUUUAACAAAAGCAAUAAAGGUCAAAAUGUUUCAUUGAAAGAUACAGCUGAAGAACUCAAGCAUUCUUUCACAAGUUUUUGCAAUAACCAUGAGGAACUGAACCGAUUUUAUUACACUGUUGAACAUACUAGGGAAGACCGUCGAAGCAUCACUUCUGGGUCAAGUAUACUUUCUGUGGACGAAAAUGACAUUCAUGCAUGACAACAACUUUGAUUUAUUUAGUUUUCAUAUGUUAUUUAAUUAUGUGUAACCAGGUUACUAAUUUGACGUUUAUUUAAGCUUAACUUACCAUGCUAAUUGAAAUAGGACAACGGAUAGGAAAUAAAG
Messenger RNA from Schizosaccharomyces cryophilus OY26, 4774 nucleotides. RefSeq names its product DEP domain-containing protein. Lineage: Eukaryota; Fungi; Ascomycota; Schizosaccharomycetes; Schizosaccharomycetales; Schizosaccharomycetaceae. The coding region runs from base 233 to 4648 and encodes 1471 amino acids. The transcript has a single exon. Gene Ontology annotation, molecular function: GTPase activator activity. The record is from RefSeq and is a predicted model, not a curated record. Gene Ontology annotation, biological process: positive regulation of autophagy; intracellular signal transduction; negative regulation of TORC1 signaling. Gene Ontology annotation, cellular component: GATOR1 complex.